Messenger RNA from Kluyveromyces marxianus DMKU3-1042, 2370 nucleotides. Its product is annotated as class I SAM-dependent methyltransferase. The record is from RefSeq and is a predicted model, not a curated record. Lineage: Eukaryota; Fungi; Ascomycota; Saccharomycetes; Saccharomycetales; Saccharomycetaceae. Bases 1 to 2370 code for a protein of 789 amino acids. The transcript has a single exon.
AUGCGUAACAGUACUUUUAGUCAUUCAUUUAAAGUUUCGACUAUUAUGGAGGCAGGAAGCUAUGCUGUCCUGCAUGAUCAUUUUACAGAAAUGAGAACUCGAUGGUUUGAAAAGGUUAUGAACUCGCCCAAAGUAGUCGGCGCCAGUGUCGGUUUUAUUUUCCCUUUGAUUAUUCUAUCGUACUGCAAUGAGUCUGUCAACUCGAUUCUUGCUUUUUGCUGGCAAUGCUUUAUUAAACCCUUUACGUCUGAGACUAACAACCACAACCAGCAACACAAUUUAGAACAAUUUUACAAAUCACAAGCAAAGCUUUAUGAUCGUACUAGACGCAUUCUUUUACAAGGUCGUGAGGAAAGUCUCAAACUAUCUCUUUCUCAUUUAGAUAAAAGAGAAGGAAAUGUAUGGGUUGAUAUUGGAGGAGGUACAGGGUAUAAUAUAUCCCACAUGUCAAUAUUAACAGAUCUCAGUAAGACUUUCAAAAAGAUAUACAUAGUCGACUUAUCGCCAUCACUAUGUGAGGUUGCUAGGGAGCGUUGUAAGAAAAAUGGGUGGAAUAAUGUAGAAGUCAUUUGCGGUGAUGCUUGUGAUUUUGAAAUACCCGAAGAAGCAGCCCAGUUGAUAACAUUUUCAUAUUCUUUGAGUAUGAUUCCUAGCUACUAUGCAGCUGUUGAUCAUGCAUUAGAUCUUUUAGAUGGCAAAAGCGGUAUUAUAUCCUGUAUUGAUUUCGGUGUCACCAAUAAUGCAAUGUUAGUUGGUAGAAUCAACACAUUGGGAGGAAUGAUAAAUAGACACAUUCCUUGGUUAUACAGGACUUUUUGGAGAUUGUGGUUUGAGUUUGACAAGGUUUUCUUGGAUCCAGGAAGAAGAGAAUACUUGGAGUAUAGGUUUGGUACUAUCAAGUCUUUGAACUGUUACAACAAUAAGCUAGGGAAAAUUCCAUACUAUAUCUGGUUAGGUUGUAACAAAGAUCAUGAAAAACAUCUACAAGUCAGAUUCACAGAAUUGGCACCUACUUCACCAUAUCUUGCCCCUGUUAACUCUUCUUUGACUGAUAACAAGUCAAUUCCGCAAGCCUUGGUAGCUGCUUUGGAUAAUUCCAGAAAAGGUUUGCCAUAUCCAUCGCUUUUCUAUCAGAAGCAACACUGGAGAGUAUAUUAUGACGAGUUGAAUCCAGAAUACAACCAAUUUAAAAGUAGCUAUAUCUACGCAUUUACUUGGGAAGAUCCAAUUGAAGACGUAAAAAUACUCAAUAUCCAGUCGGAUGAUACCAUCUUGGCAAUCACCAGUGCAGGUGACAACAUUUUACAUUAUGCUAGUUUAGCAAAACCACCAAAAAGAAUCCAUGGAGUAGAUUUAAAUCCUUGCCAAGGCCAUCUAGUUGAGCUUAAAUUAGCAGCAAUAAAAGCCCUUGAAUAUGAUCAAAUGUGGAGUAUGUUUGGUCUCGGUAAAAUAGAAAACUUUAGGGAAAUAUUACUAAACAAGCUAGCGCCUCAUCUUUCCUCAAACGCAUUCCAAUAUUGGUAUGAAAAUGGAGAUAAAGCAUUUAAUCCUAACGGCCAAGGUUUAUAUGAUACAGGAUUCACUAAAUGGGCUUUACGAUUGGCUAGAUGGAUUUUCACUAUCACUAACAUUACUGACGAGGUCAGCAUGCUUUGUGCAGCAACGUCCUUAAAAGAACAAAGAAGGGUGUGGGAUGAAAAGGUAAAACCUGUUCUAUUCAACAAGCUUAUCGGAAAAUUGUUAGUGGGUAAUCCAAUGUUUUUGUGGAGUGCUCUUGGGGUUCCAAAAAACCAAGCCAAAAUGAUGGGUACGUCCACUUUACAAUAUCUCAUUGAUACCUUGGAUCCAAUCAUCGACAAAUAUCUAAUCUCCAAUGACAACUACUUUUACUACUUGACUCUCAAAGGUCAAUACUCUCAUGAUAGUUGUCCUGCUUACUUGAAGGAUAAAAACUUCUCUAUUUUAUCACAAGAAGAUUCCGGAUCGUCAUUGGAUAGAAUUAGACUUCAUACAGAUACAUUGAAAAAUGUUUGUGAGCGUUUAUCUGAGAAAAUGGUAUCUAUUGCAAUUAUUAUGGACCAUUUGGACUGGUUUGAUCCACGUUCAACAGCUGUAGAUGACGAAGUUCAAGCAUUGUUUAAGGUGCUUGACGCUAAAGGACGAGUUAUGUUGAGAUCUGCUUCAAAGAAUCCUUGGUAUAUUAAAUCUUUUGAAAAGCAUGGAUUUAAAUGCAAACCAGUAAGUGUUAGAUACCCAGGAAAAUGUAUUGACAGGGUCAACAUGUAUGCAAGUACAUGGAUCUGUCAAAAAAUUACGACUCACAUUAAACCAACUAGAAGAGUUAGUACAUUGGAGUUAGAGUCAAGUUAA